This is a messenger RNA of Panonychus citri (citrus red mite), 3990 nucleotides long. Its product is annotated as SAM pointed domain-containing Ets transcription factor-like. Gene Ontology annotation, cellular component: nucleus. Lineage: Eukaryota; Metazoa; Arthropoda; Arachnida; Trombidiformes; Tetranychidae. The transcript is spliced from 4 exons. Gene Ontology annotation, biological process: regulation of transcription by RNA polymerase II; cell differentiation. The record is from RefSeq and is a predicted model, not a curated record. Gene Ontology annotation, molecular function: sequence-specific DNA binding; DNA-binding transcription factor activity, RNA polymerase II-specific. Bases 282 to 1454 code for a protein of 390 amino acids.
UCUUUCUCAAUCUUCUUUAUCUCCUCUCUCUCUCUCUCUCUCUCUCUUUACCUUUGGGGUAAAUAGAAAACAAAAAGUCUACUGUACCUGUAAACCCACUUUAGAAUGAAUUAGUUGAGUGUAAAGCAGAAUCUAAGCAACAUAACAAUCGAAACAGAAAAAAAACUAAUGUGAUUUAAUUGUGGAAACUUUUUAAUUCUUUUGGUCCAAGACUCGUUCAACUUUCUUGAUAUUUCCUGUUAUUCGUCAUCUUCCUCUUCUUCAUUUUCUUCUUCCUCAUCAUGUUACAUGGGACAUUGAAUUGUGUUUAUCUUUCGAGUCUCAAUCAAACCUCAUCUUCGUCUUCACCUUUACCUUUACCUUCACCUCCAUCAUCGUCUUCUUCAUACACUUCUUCAUAUACUUUAUCAUCUCCAUCGUUUUUAUCUUCAUCUUUUUCACCAUCAAUCAUGUCCAAUUGUCCGAGUCCUUCGUCCCUCUCGACAUCUUCAUCAUCUCCAUAUGAUCCAUUGGAAUCACUUUGGCCCAAACACAUCGACGACGAGGUUUCCAAUCUCGCACUCGAAGCUUGUCAUCAAGAAGUUAAACGAGUCUCAGAGAAUCUCCGAAUAUCACCAGAUCCAUUCACUUGGACUGUCAACGAUGUCAUUUCAUGGUUAUCAUGGCAAAUUGAACAAUUCGGAUUACCAAUGUUUCCACUUAAUUAUUUUCACAUGGAUGGGAUGAGUUUGUGUUCCUUAUCUGAAUCAGAUUUCAAGGAACAAGCUCAAGUUUGUGGUGAUUUACUUUAUGCUCAACUAGAGAUUUGGAAAACACUAAGUGAACAAGAAGCCGGUAAAAGAUCGGACGUUAUGUUUACAAGUGAUUAUUAUGGUUCCGAGGGAAUUCAAAGUGAUGAUGAAUUAAGCCAAGAUGGAGCUUGUGAAGUUUCGUCUCCCAUUUCAAUGUCACCUUCUUCUGUUUCCUCUUCCACCUCCCACUCUCCCAUUUACUCUCCUUUCUCCUCUGCUCCUUCACCUCUCUCAUCUCCAUCUCUAUCUCCUUCUCCCUCUUGUUCUCCAUCCACAUCCAUCUCUUCUUCUUCAUCUUCUUCGUCUUCGUCUUCUCUCCCACCACCAACAUCAAUUGUCUCCGGAAACACUUCACUCCCUCAAUCUUCCAAUCGAAACACAUCCGGUUCUCAUAUUCACCUAUGGCAAUUUCUCAAGGAGCUUCUUGGUCAAUCUCAACAAUUUGGUUCGUGUAUUCGUUGGAUCGAUCGAAGCAAAGGAAUUUUCAAGAUCGAAGAUUCCGUCAAAGUGGCCAAGUUAUGGGGUCGACGCAAGAAUCGACCUGCAAUGAACUACGAUAAACUCUCCAGGUCAAUUCGACAAUAUUACAAAAAGGGAAUAAUGAAGAAAACGGAAAGAAGUCAAAGGCUCGUUUAUCAAUUCUGUCAACCUUAUUGUUUCUAAUUCUCUUUUUUCCCAAUCGACAAUCAACAAUCAACGAGCAAUGACCAACAAUUAACCACAAACAACAAUCAACCCACCUCAAUGUGUAUUAUAAGUAAAUCAGAAUAACGAAAGUGAUUCAUCUUAAUUAGGCUGGAUUCUAAUUAACUAAUCACUUGGUAACUGUUGACACUUUUAGUGUCUUGAUCAUCUUAAUCAUCACCAUCAUCAUCAUCAUCUUAAAAUCAUCAACAAUCGAAGGUAUUAUUCGUAAUUGUUAAAUGAAAAAACCAUUCAAUUAAUCAUAAUUCAUUUCCAUCAUUAGACUAAUCAAAAUAAUCACAAUCAUCAUUACUCUAACCAGAGAAUCAGUUGAUAUUAAUAAUUAUCUUUCUGGUUAAUUGUUAUCUCUCUGGUUACAAUUACAAUCAUUAUCCCCAAGAGAUAUGAUAAAAUUACCAAAACCCAAACUUCCCCCUUUCUUAUCAACUGUUGAUUAAUUAAUCUGAUUAAUCAACACAAUUAAAAAUCCAUCGCCAUCUAUUGUUAGUCUAAUGAAGUAAAAUGAUUCUCAUCUUCAUCUUCAUAAUUUUCAUAAUCAUCCCGAUCACAAUCACAAUCACAAUUUACUAAUCAUUCAGUUAAAUUAUCAAAGAGUUACUUUAAUGAUUUAACUUCACCAAUCGAUCAAUUGAUCAAUUUAAUUUCAUCUAAUUUUUUUUCACUUAAAUUGAAAUCAUGUUACAAUUUAACGAAUAUUUAUCAACAUUUAGCUCAAUUGAAUAAUUUUAAUUCUUAAUCAUUUGUGACUAAUGAUUAAUCAAGAAAAGUUUCUUAUUCUUAAAGUACCUCAAUAGUAAUGAUAUUAACAAUUAACAAUCAAACUAUUGGAUUAACACGCAAUCUAAUAUUUGCUAUUUGAUUAUUAGAAUCAAAUGAAGAUCAUGUAUCGUGAUUUUCAUUCGAGUUAAUUUAUCAAGUUAAUUGUUACCAUUACAAUUAAACAAACCAUGAGAUUAAUUUAGUUUUACCCAACUUUUAUAUUCAAAGACUAAACUUUUCUUGAAGUAAAUUAAAUUUACAAUUACAAUUAAGAAUUAAAAUUGAGCUGAAUGAGAUGAACACAUUCCCAUAUAUCAAUGAUAUAUCCACUUAAAUGUAUGUUCUGUGAACAUUAAACAUUCAUUGAAUAGAAAAGUUAAUCAACUAUUUCUUAACUGUUGAUUACUGAUAGAAUUAGUUUUCGUGUUUACAUGUAAAUAAGAUCGACGAGAGAAACUCGCCUUUAAGCCCAUGUCGAUAUUUUGUUGGAGGCUCUGCUCUCAUUCACCAUCUUUUACAAUGUACUUGUAGUUUGUGAGCAUAGAGAUUCAGCAAACUCAACUAAAAGGGCUUGAAGCGAGUGCACUCACUUACAAGCACCGUUCUUAUUUGCACGUAAACAUGGUAAUUGUAUUAACUAAUCGACUUUUCAUUCAAUCCAAGGGAUACGAACUUUCUUAUCUCAACUAAUCCAUCGUAUCCUUAAUCUCCUUUGAUUUCACUCGAUUUCGUUUCCUUUUCCUUUCAUCUUUCCUUUAAUCGCUUAAUCUCUGCACUUAUUGACCCUUCUAAUACUUGUUAUUAUCUAAAUUCAGUUAAUUAGUUACAAUCAAAUAGAUAAUUUAAUCCAAUAGCUAAUCACUGCCUUCUAUCCCUAAAUCAAUGUUUCCUUCAUAUUAUCAAAUUAAUUGUUUCAAAAUGAUCAACAAUUUAUUUCUCUGGGUCCAAUGGCAAUCACUUUAUUAUUAAAUUCAUUUCAAUUUAUCAUCACAAUUUCAAUCAAUUGAUCACAAAUUAAAAACCACAAACUCUUAUUUCUGGGAUUAUCAAAGUGGUAAAAACUUUAUAAUCAAUAAUCAACAAUCAACAAUCAUAAUCAUAACCAUCGCCAUCAUCUAAUAUCAUGUAAUCAUAUCCAUCAAUGUAUCAUUUUUAUUGAUCAAUUUUAAAUUGUAAAAUAUCAAACUCAUGCGAUCUAAUUAACUACUAACAAGUUACCAAUCUCUUAUUAGUAAUUAAUAACCACAAUUAUAUUCAUAAUCAACUGUUCAGGGAAAAUGUAAAACAAUUUAAAACGUUAGAUACUUUGUCAGUUAAUAAUGAUAAUCAUCAUCAUCAUCAUCAUCAUCAUCAACAACAACAAUUAACAAUUGAAAGAAAAUUGUUAUUAAUCUGAAAAUGUUAACUAACGUAAUCAAAGUUAAUUAAUUUCGCUGUAUUUGAUAUUUACUAUUGAAAGUAUUGCAUCACAACAAAUCACCAAUAAUCAAUCAACUAAUUAAUCAACAACAAUACAUCACAUGAAUGACCAAUCGAUUGAUAAAUUGAUCAAUUUAUCAUUAACCAUUAAUCAUCAAUCAUUAUUGUUUAAUUUUCUAACAAAUAAAAACUUCAAUUAAAAGCUCAAUCAUCAUAAUAAUUUCAAUGUAAUAAUAACAAUCAUUUAAUUGAGUUGAAAAAUUAAAAUGGGAUAAAUCAUCAUAAUCACAAUCAAAUUAAACAUCCAAACAAUUUA